This is a messenger RNA of Varanus komodoensis (Komodo dragon), 7117 nucleotides long. RefSeq names its product zinc finger protein 135-like. The transcript has 4 exons. Bases 631 to 1959 code for a protein of 442 amino acids. Gene Ontology annotation, molecular function: RNA polymerase II cis-regulatory region sequence-specific DNA binding; DNA-binding transcription factor activity, RNA polymerase II-specific. NCBI's taxonomy places the organism in Eukaryota, Metazoa, Chordata, Lepidosauria, Squamata, Varanidae. The record is from RefSeq and is a predicted model, not a curated record. Gene Ontology annotation, biological process: regulation of transcription by RNA polymerase II.
UGCGCUGCCUGGAGGGGCGGGAAAGGGGCGAGCGGAGCCCCGCGGACGCUCCGGUCCUGGUAGUCCCGGCAGCGAGACGGGAUCGGAGAAAGUCAAGGACAUGGUGCACUGCCUGGCGAAAUCUCCAUAAAUCCAUGCUGAAAUCCCAGGCACAUGCAGGCAAUGAAAAAAGUCUCCAGGCCUGUGGGGAACAGAGGAAGUGUUACACAGAACUGGUGAAUGGCAAGACAGUGGAAAUGAUACACGUCCAUGUGUCCCCUCAUCAGAAACAAGUGAGCAUAAAGUGAGAAAAGAGAUACUUGCAAAUCCAAUCAGGAUCAAAACAACAUUAAUGAAUCCAAGUGAGGAAACGAUCCUGCAUUUCUUACGGUGCUGGAAAACUUUAAUAACCCUUAAUUCCAGAAGGUUGCAAAGGAAGGAGGAAGGGAAGGGAUCUAGGGUGUGGCAAUUUACCAAAAGACAGAUAGAACAACCACAGAAACUGUAGAAAAUUCAGAGACCAAAUGAACUGUUUGGAAGAUUAUACAUAGGUACGAUUUCAAAUGUGUAUAGUGUAAAACAAGAAUCAGAGACAGCACAAGCCUUAGUAAGUAUCAGGGAUCCCACACUUAAAGGAACCCAUAUAGAAUUAUGGAAAGCAGACAGAGCUGCAGUGCUGGUGGAAAUCUUAUUAAACAUCCAAGAAUCCACACUGAAGAGAAGCCAUAUGGAUGCCCAGAAUUUGGAAAAACCUUCUGUCAAAGUGGAAAACUUUCUCCACAUCAACUGACGCACAUUGGGAAGAAGCCAUACAAAUGCAUGCAGUGUGGCAAUAGUUUCAGCCAGAGUAAAUUGCUUAUGAAUCAUCAAAGAACCCAUAUUGGCAAGAGGCUAUACAGAUGCAUGGAAUGUGGAAAGAAUUUUACUGACCGUGGAGGUAUUAUGAAACAUCAAAGAAUACACACUGGGGAGAGGCCCUACAGAUGUAUGGACUGCGGAAAACGCUUCAGACAUAGUCAAACUCUUAGAAAACAUCAAAAUACCCACACUGGGGAGAGGCCCUUUACAUGCUUGGAAUGUGGAAAGAGCUUCAGCCAGAGUGGUCAUCUUACGAGACAUCAAAGAACCCACACUGGAGAAAAGCCUUUUACAUGCAUGGAAUGUGGAAAGAGCUUCAUCCAGAGUGGUCAACUUCAAUGCCAUCAAAUAACCCACACUGGGGAGAGGCCCUAUACAUGCAUGGAAUGUGGUAAGAGCUUCAGCCGGAGUGGUCUUCUUACGGACCAUCACAGAACCCACACUGGGGAAAAGCCUUUUAAAUGCAUAGAGUGUGGAAAGAGCUUCAAUCAAAAUAGAACUCUUACAAGGCAUCAAAGGACCCAUACUGGGGACAGGCCCUAUACCUGCUUGGAAUGUGGAAAGAACUUCAGCCAAAGCUCUGAUCUUACAAACCAUCAAAGAACCCACACAGGGGAGGAGCCAUUCAAAUGUAGCAAAUGUGGAAAGAGCUUCAGCCAGAGCCAAACGCUUUGGAGACAUCAAAGAACUCACACUGGGGAGAGGCCUUAUACAUGCAUGGAAUGUGGAAAGAGCUUCAGCAGGAGUGGUCAUCUUACUAGCCAUCAAAGAACCCACACUGGUGAAAAGCCUUUCAAAUGCAUGCAGUGUGGAAAGAGCUUCAAUCAAAAUAGAAAUCUUGCAAGGCAUCGAAGGACCCAUACUGGGGAGAGGCCCUAUACCUGCUGGGAAUGUGGAAAGAGCUUCACUGGAAAGGGAAAUCUUACCACACAUCAAAGAAUCCACACUGGGGAGAGGCCCUAUACCUGCAUGGAAUGUGGAAAGAGUUUCAGCCAGAGUGGUCAACUCACAGAGCAUCAAAGAACGCACACAGGGGAGAAGCUAUUUAAAUGCAUCGAAUGCGGAAAGAGCUUCAGCUGUAGUCGUUCCCUUAUGAAACAUCAAAGAGCUCAUACUGGGUAGAGGCUAUAUAAAUGUGUACAGGGUGGAAUCAGCGUCUACCGGAGUGAUCAUUUUGUGAACCAUCAAAGGACACAUACUGACAGAAAGCCUUUUAAAUGCAUGCAAUCUGGAAGAAGUUGCCAUUUAAGUGGAUGUCUGUAAAACCAGCAAAGAAUCCACACAGGAUAGAGACCGUAUAAGCGCAUGGAAUGUGGAAAGAGCUUCAGAGCAGAAUCUUCAUUAUUAAUGAAGGCAUGGGAAUUCAGGAGCAGUGUAUGGCCCCAAAAUGGGAAGUCUUGGAGGUGCUAGCCUUGAUGAUGCCACUGGUUAGGCAGGGGAGAAGGCAUAGUUUGUUGCUGCUGUGGAUGUGAAGAGAGUUGGUGAGACAGCUUAGAAGGAAGAUGGACCUUCACAGAAAAUGGACACUGGGGCAAGUGGUCAAAAGUGUAUACCAGGAGGAGGUGGCAUGAUGCAGAAGGAUUCUUUGCAAAGCUAAGGCAUAUUAUGAGCUGAGACUUGCAGGAAAUGUCAAGAGCAACACAAAGGACUUCUUCCGUCAUGUAAAUAGGAAGAGGAAGGGGAGAGGACUUCUGGUUGAUGUCGUGCUGAGAUGGCUGUGAAUAUCGGAGGCUCCCGUUAUCACGCCGGUAUCUGUUCGACAGAGAGCCGUGGGAGUCUCACUAAGCCCUGUCGAGGCAAAGAUUAGAUUGUCCGAGCAUUCUUCUGGUUGGUGUGGGGCAGCAGCUCCACAUUUACUGGGAGAAAUUCGGGCUUUUCUCAGUUGAACAACAUCGGGGAAAAAUCAGCUCCCUGCAAGCCAUAGACGACUGGGAAUAAUUGCAUAGAAUAAUAGCUGGAAGUUCAUCGGAGCUGCUGGCUGCUCAGAGUCCUACUCAUCAGUCUAAAGCGGCAGAUGUUGAAAAAUAUCAAAAAGAGCUACAAAUGAUGCUUCUGGCUAUACAGACAUCCUUAACAUCUUUGCAAGCAUCCCAAGAGGCAAUGUCAACAUGACAGGAAAGCAUUUCAAUUGAACAAAGAGAAUGGCUUGACAAAUUGGAUAACUCUAUUAAGGAGGUAUCAACUCAAUUGGUGGUCGUGCGACUUAAAACUGAACAGAAUACACAAAAAAUACAACAAGCCUAUGAAAAACUUGAAAUGGUAGAUAAGAAAACACAAUUAAUAAAGCAAACAAACAAAUCACUAUGGGAUUCACUUGCUAUACUAGAGAUGGAAAAGGCAUCUAACUAUUUGAGAUUUCAGAAUAUACCCGAAGGAAAGAAUGAAGACUUGCGAAAUUUAAUGACUAACAAACUGGCAGAGUUGUUAGGAAUAGAAAAUGAAGAGAUGUGGGCAGGGAUUGAUUUUAUUUACACAGUCAACUCAACUUAUGCCAGUUAAAAUAAGCUUCCGAGGGAAGUCCACAUUAAAUUUGCUCUAAGGUCUAUAAGAGACAAUGUUUUGAGGGCCAUACGUGAGAAACCUUUAAAGGUGGAUGAUCUCCAUGAGGUGACAGUUCUGAAGCAAAUUCCAUGGAGGAUUAGAGAAGGACAAAAGAAAUACCUAUUCCUUACUACAUAGUUGAUCAAGAAAGAGAUUAUGUUUAGGUGGCUAACGCCAGAAGGAAUAUUUUUCACCUGGUACUCUACAUGGAAUAAAUUGGACUUGAUUUUUAAAGCACAAGAGUUUUAUGAAAAGUUUAGAAGUAUGCUUGAAGAGGAAGAACCUGGUGUCUCAAAAGAAGGAGGGAAAGGUGCCGAACCAAUGGAAUUAAUAACGUGUCACUCUGAGGAAAGAGAAAUAAUGAAUACUGACUCACAACAAGAAGUACAGACACUGGAGAAAACAAAGGAAAAGAGAAGGGGUAGAGGUGUAAAGAAGAAAUAAGAGAAUUUUGUAUUUUGAAGGGAAUGAUUUGCAAAUGGGCUGGCAUGCUUAUAUGUGGUAUGAGAAGGUUAAGUCACAUGGUUCUUUAAUGAUUUUCUAAUAUAGUAACUUAAUAAUGUCAGUGUGGAAAAAGUUAAAGAUAAAACUGUAUAAUUACCCAGAUGGCUUUCACCCAGAGAAGCCUUUGUGUACCCAAAUGCAUUGAAUUUUGAAGGGAUUAUAAGAUAUGAUGGCAUUUUGGAUAAGGAUGGAGGAUUGAAAUUGAAUUAAGAAACACAAGAACAGGGAGCUGAUAUCUCCUGGUGGCAUAAGGUGCAGAUACAAUCAAGAUAUGCUAAAGAUUGUAAAGUGUGGGGUUUUUAUAAGAACUUAACUGCGUUUGAGCAAGUGAUGCUUACAUCAGAUGAGAAAAUGAUUAAAAGAUUAUAUGACUUAUUUUACAGAUGGUAUCUGUCAGCAACUAGAUGAGCUAAGACAUUUCCAAAUAUGUCAAAUGGAUAUUGGCUAUGUAAACAUAAAUUGUUUAUGUACUUUUUAUCACAUGUGGUGAAUUUGCGAUAAUGUGAAAAGUAUUGGAUUUAAAAUACAUAAAUGGCUCGAGGAAAUGUUACAAAAAUCCUUAGUUUUAAACCUGAAGUUCUUUUUAUUAGGCAUUCUACCGGAGGACAUUAGUAAGUAAGAAAUGCAUUUGAUUUCACGUGUAAUUACUGCAGUGAUGAUUGCAUUCACUCAACACUGGAAAGGUGAAGAACUACCCACCGAUGAACUGACUCUAAAAAAAGAAGAUGAUGAUCCUGGACUAUGCAGAAACGGAUAGGUUGAUUUAAUCAUUGAAGGUGAAGGAAGAUACUGACUUAUAUCAAACUUGGGAAUCUUUUUAUUAUUGGCUAGAGAAACAGGACUUCGCAUAGAUUUAAAUAUGUUUUUAAGUUUCAUAAAUGGAAUAAGAAGGGUGUGGAGGCUGACCCAGCGGGCUCGAUGUGUUUGAUGAUGGAUGUUGUUUCUAGUUUUCUUUUUGAUUUUUUAGGAUUAUAAUUUCUCAAAUAAAACUUAUUUUUUUAAAAAAAGGAAGAGGUAGGGGAGACAAGUGGUGGGAUCACUUAAGAGUGAGAGGGUCUGGUAACUGAUAUAAGAGAACAGGCACAGAUGAUAACUUAUUAUUUAGCUUCUGUGUUCUUCCCAAAGUGGGUUAGGGGAGAUCAAACUGAGGAGCUCCUCAGGGCCCUGGAUUUCACAAAGGCACUGGGCCCUAGUGGGCUAUACUCAAGAGUGUUCAGGAAUUGGCAGGGGUGCUCUUGUAACCGUUGCCAUACAUUUUGGGAGCCUUGUGCAAAACAUGAGAAGUUCCUGGAGGAUUGGAGGGUGGCAUCAGUGGCUCCAGUGUUCAAAAUGGUAGCAGAGGGGAUAUGGGGAAUUACAGGCCUGGUUAGCAUUAUGUCCAUUCUCAGAAAGACAAUGGUAAUGUGCAUAAUGUGGAAAACUGUACAAAGCCUAGAUAGGGAUGGGAGCUUGGCAGCCAUGCCUCAAGGAUUCCAUGAAAACAGAUCCUGUCAGAGAACCUUACGGAAUUCCAGGGUAAGGUCUUGAGGUGGCUAGGCAGAGUGGGUGCAGUGGAUAUAGCUUACCUGUGCACUUGAAUGAGGAAAGAACUUGAGUGCUAAUGGAAACCUUAGUGUGCAUUUAAGAAUGCAACCUGAGGAGAGGCCACAUAAAAACAUGGAAAGUGGAAAGAACUUCAGCGAAAGUCAAAUUGCAAGCCAUCCAAGAACCCACAUUGGGAAAAACCAUUUGGAAGUCUUACUCCACAUCAGAGAAUGCACACGGAACAGAAGCCACACAAAUGCAUGGAUUACAUAGUUUGAAAAUGUACAGUAUAAGCUCUAUUAAAAAUAGCAAUCAAAUUUAACAAUCCCUCAAACCAAAACCACAUUACUUUGAAACUUUACUGACCCAUAAUUUCAUAGAAUCAUAGAACAGCAGAGUUGGAAGGGGCUAUGAAGGCCAUCAGGUCCAACCUCCUGCUACUGCAGAUCACCAAUUUACACCAUCCCACUCAGACGGCUUUCCAGCUUCUACUCUAGGUUGCUACUGUGGGUGAGUCACAACCUCUCUAGGCAACAGGUUCCACUGUCGAAUUUCCCUGAGAGUGUAGAAGCUUUUUCUCAUGUCUAGCCACAAUCUGGGUUAUCUCAACUUGAGCUGAUUAUUCUGUGUCCUACAGUCUGUAAUCAGCAGCAAGAGAGCUUGACCUUCCUCUUUGUGACAGCCUUUGAGGCACUGAGAGUGGGAUUUCAUGUCCCCGCCCCCCACGGUCUUCUCAAGGCUGCACAUUCCCAGUUCUCCCAGUGUUUCCAAAUCCCAGAUCAGUUUUGUUUCCCUCCAGGGGCAACAGCGUAAAAGGCACAACAGCAAUUACAGACCAAACAAAAUUAAUAGCAAAGAAUGUGGAAAUGCCUUCAGGGCGGAAUCCCCAUCUUAUUGUACAUGGAAGAACUCCCCCUGCGGGGAAAGCAUCCCACUAAAGUGGAAGUCUUGCUAAACAGGAUGCUGCUAAAACUGGAGUGAAGGCAUAGCAAUGCACAAAAUGGGGAAAGCGCUUCAGGGAUACAGGAGGGUGUUGUUAAUGUUGACCAAUCCACCCCAGAGAGAGAGUGUUGAAAGGCACAGAAUUGGGGAAGUGUCGCAGGGAUGGGGGAAAACACAAUAGCAAUCUAUUCAGAGGCGGUUUCAAUGCUGAGCGUGCACAUUUGGAUGAGAUUCCCAGGCACACACAAGGGAUGUCCUGUCUUGGUGGGACUGAUAGCUCCGACCCUGAGGAUGAGGUGGGGAUGGCUGAACCAGAACAGGUUUGGAGCUCACACUCCGAUAACAGAAUUGCUCUUGUAAUAGGCAGGCCGGCACUGGCAGACUCGCUCUGGCAGUACCAGUCCGAGUCUUCUCUGGAUGAGAGCAGCUGAAGGACACCAAUGGGACUCAGUCUCCCUCAUAGCUGUGGGAAUGAGGCAGAUGAAAGCUAGGAGUGAGAAGAUUUCUCAGAUGGAGAACAGAAGCCUCAAGAUGUGGACCUUCGGGUCCGUCGUCACAGCCACAGGAUGGACCAGUGAGGGGCUCAGAGAGCAGAAUGCAGGUGCUCCUGUUUCCACAGAGACUCUCCUUCCAGAGACCGGCCCGGAAGGGUUCAUAAGCAAAACUCUGGGUGAAGGGCAGCAGAGAGGCAUCAACACAUCCCCUUCUGUAUUCUCAGUGGCUGCUGGAAGCUUAAGAUUUUUCUGUGUAGAAUAAAGAUUUACAAAAA